AGACCAAGUAUAGAAGAGAUGGCAACUGGGACCACCUCACAAUUUGUACCUGGAAGUACUCAAGUGAAUGGAACAUUUAGGGCUGUGGCUAAAGCCAAUUUAGCACAGAUGGGCUUGAGGAAUCAAUCCAUGACUCAUAAUGGCUUAAGAUCAUUGAACGUGGUUGAUAGACUACAAGUAAAAACCAAUGUCAAAGCAAUGCCUUUGAAGGCUGUUAAGAAAGUGCAUUCAACAACGAGUGACAUGCCUUCAGGAACAAUUGUAUGUGGACAAGGGAUGAGAAUAGUGGUUGUGUCAGCUGAGGUUGGUCCAUGGAGUAAAACCGGUGGACUUGGUGAUGUCGUUGGAGGACUUCCACCUGCUCUGGCUGCUAAUGGACAUCGUGUUAUGACUGUGUCUCCCCGCUACGACCAAUACAAAGAUGCAUGGGACACUAAUACGUUAGUUGAGGUUAAAGUUGGGGAUAGAAUCGAAACUGUCCGAUUCUUCCACUGCUACAAACGGGGAGUGGAUCGUGUCUUUGUUGAUCAUCCUAUGUUCCUUGAGAAGGUUUGGGGUAAAACUGGAGCCAAAAUAUAUGGCCCAAGGGCAGGACAGGAUUACCAGGACAACCAACUUCGAUUUAGCUUAUUAUGCCAGGCUGCUAUAGAGGCUCCUAGGGUUCUGAACUUAAAUAACAGUGAAUAUUUCUCAGGGCCAUAUGGGGAAGAUGUUGUCUUUGUUUGCAAUGAUUGGCACACUGCUUUGCUUCCAUGCUAUCUGAAAUCCAUGUGCCAAUUAAGAGACAUUUGCAAAAAUGCUAAGGUUGCUUUUUGCAUCCACAACAUAGCCUAUCAAGGCAGGUUUGCUUUCACUGAUUUCCCUCUGCUCAAUUUGCCUGAUCAAUUCAAGGGAUCUUUCGACUUUAUUGACGGGAAUGACAAGCCUGUGAAGGGGAGAAAGAUCAAUUGGAUGAAGGCUGGAAUAUUGGAAUCUGACAGGGUCGUGACUGUUAGCCCCCACUAUGCUAAGGAACUUAUUUCCGGAGAGGAUAAAGGUGUUGAAUUGGAUAACAUUAUUCGUAAAACAGGCAUCACAGGCAUUGUGAAUGGCAUGGAUGUUCAAGAGUGGAACCCUGCAACAGACAAAUACAUUGAUGUCAAAUAUGAUGACACCACUGUUAUGGAAGCAAAGCCUUUAUUGAAAGAAGCCCUUCAAGCAGCAGUUGGGCUUCCAGUUGACAGGAAUAUCCCUGUCAUAGGUUUCAUUGGAAGACUAGAAGAACAAAAGGGUUCAGAUAUUCUGGUUGCGGCUAUUUCGGAAUUCAUUGGAGAGAAUGUUCAGAUCGUAGUCCUUGGAACUGGGAAGAAGCACCUGGAGAAACAGAUUGAACAGCUAGAAAUACAGUAUCCUGACAAGGCUAGAGGAGUAGCAAAGUUCAAUGCUUCCUUGGCGCAUAAGAUCAUAGCUGGGGCUGAUUAUAUGUUGAUCACUAGCAGAUUUGAGCCAUGUGGUCUCAUUCAGUUGCAAGCCCAGCGAUAUGGAACAGUCCCCAUUGUUUCCUCUACUGGUGGACUUGUUGACACUGUCAAAGAAGGUUUCACGGGAUUCCAUAUUGGAAGCUUCAAUGUUGACUGCGAGAAAUUGGAUCCAGCUGAUGUUGAAGCAGUAGCAAGAACAGUGAAAAGAGUGCUCACAGCCUACGGUACCCCAGCCUUAAAGGAGAUGAUCAAGAACUGCAUGACCAAAGAUCUUUCAUGGAAGGGACCAGCCAAACUGUGGGACAAGAUGCUACUGAGUUUGGAGGUUGCAGGAAGUGAAGUAGGUACUGAAGGGGAGGAGAUUGCACCUCUUGCCAAGGAAAAUGUAGCCACUCCCUAAGCACCCCGUUUAGACUUAAUGCAUUUAUUAAUAUGAAUAAGUACAAAGUAGUCUAUCGAUGGUAAAUAAAUGCUUGGUUUUCUAA
This is a messenger RNA of Mangifera indica (mango), 1945 nucleotides long. Its product is annotated as granule-bound starch synthase 1, chloroplastic/amyloplastic-like. The record is from RefSeq and is a predicted model, not a curated record. The transcript is spliced from 13 exons. Bases 19 to 1860 code for a protein of 613 amino acids. NCBI's taxonomy places the organism in Eukaryota, Viridiplantae, Streptophyta, Magnoliopsida, Sapindales, Anacardiaceae. Gene Ontology annotation, molecular function: alpha-1,4-glucan glucosyltransferase (UDP-glucose donor) activity.